AUGUCUGCUUCCGACAACAUGGCUCUCAUCAAAGGCGCAUUGGACUUGGACCCUUGGUUAGAACCAUAUUCCAAUGCCCUCAUUAGCCGUCAAUUGCAGUUCCGCAAGUGGAUGGAACAGCUUGAACAGGCUGAGGGUUCGCUUUCGAAAUUUGCUACUUCUUACGAGAAGUACGGUGUCCAUGCUAAUAAAGAUACCAAGGAAAUCGAUGCUGUACUUUACAUUCCCGACGUCGACAGUGUAUCUCUCGUCGGUGAGUUCAAUGACUGGAAUGCUGAUUCUCACAAGUUGAAUAGAGUGAACGAUUUUGGCUUGUGGCAGUUGACGAUUCCCCCAGUCAAUGGAAACUUUGCCAUUCCUCACGACUCCACCUAUAAGAUUAUGAUGGUCCUUCCAUCUGGAGACAGAAUUUAUCGUCUUGACCCCUGGGUUACAAGAGCUACUCCAAACAAGGAGACAAACUUGUAUGAGGGCCGUUUCUGGAAUCCUGAGCAUGAAUACAAGUUCAAAAACUCUCGCCCAAAGAUUGCCAGCCAUGACGGUUUAAAAAUCUACGAAGCUCAUGUCGGCAUCUCAUCUCCUGAUCCUAAAAUCGCUUCUUAUAAGGAGUUCCUGGAGAACACCUUACCAGUCAUCCACCAAUUGGGCUACAAUACCAUUCAAUUGAUGGCAAUCAUGGAGCAUGCUUACUAUGCCAGUUUUGGCUACCAAGUGACAAACUUUUUCGCUAUUUCCUCCCGUUAUGGAACUCCGGACGAAUUGAAGGAACUUAUUGACCAUGCACACUCCUUGGGCAUACGGGUUUUGCUUGACGUGGUUCACUCUCACAGUUCUAAAAACGUUGAUGACGGUUUGAAUAACUUCAACGGCACUGACCAUUACUUGUUCCACGGUGGCGGAAAAGGAAAUCACGACUUGUGGGACUCACGUUUGUUCAAUUACUCCAACUACGAGACUUUGCGUUUCCUCUUAUCUAACUUGAAGUUUUUCGUAGAUGUGUACAAUUUCGAUGGCUACCGUUUUGACGGUGUUACGAGUAUGUUGUACACUCAUCAUGGUUUGGGCUAUGGCUUCAGCGGUAACUAUAAUGAGUACUUCAACCCAGAUCUUGUUGACAACGACGCCAUCACAUACCUUAUGUUGGCCCAUGAGUUGCUUAACGAAAUUUCUAAGAGAGAGAACAAUUUCAAAUUCAUUUCUAUUGCCGAAGAUGUUAGUGGUAUGCCAACCUUGUGUUUGCCAGUCAAUGAGGGCGGUGUCGGAUUCGACUACAGAUUGUCAAUGGCUAUCCCAGACAUGUGGAUUAAAAUUCUCAAGCACUUAUCAGAUGAUGAGUGGGACUUGGGCAAUAUCGUAUUUACUUUGACAAACAGAAGACACGGCGAGAAGUGUAUUAGUUAUUGCGAGUCUCAUGAUCAAGCAUUGGUCGGAGACAAGACAAUUGCUUUCUGGCUUAUGGACAAAGAGAUGUACACUAACAUGUCCAUCUUAUCUCCAUACACUGACGUCGUUUCAAGGGGUAUUGCUUUGCACAAGAUGAUUAGAUUGAUGACAUUUGCUCUUGGUGGUGAGGGUUACUUGAACUUCGAAGGUAACGAAUUUGGCCAUCCAGAAUGGUUGGAUUUCCCAAGAGAGGGUAAUGGUGAAUCAUAUCACUACGCCAGACGUCAAUUCAAUUUGAUUAAGGACGACUUGUUGAGAUACAAAUUCCUCUUCAACUUCGAUGCUGCAAUGAUUCAUUUGGACACCAAAUACGGCAUUUUGGACUCUUCUCAAGCUUACGUCUCGCUCAAGCACGAGGGUGACAAGGUUUGCGUUUUUGAGAGAAACGGCCUUUUAUUCAUUUUCAACUUCCAUCCAACCCAAUCUUUCCCUGAUUACAAGGUUGGUGUGGAGACUCCUGGUGAGUAUCAAAUCGUCCUCAAUUCUGAUGCCGAAGACUUCGGUGGUUUUAGCAGAAUCGAAGAAACGACUGCUGAUGGUAAAAAGUUGUCAUUCUUUACCAACCCAGACCCUUGGAACAAUCGUGCCAACUCGUUGUUCACUUACAUUCCAAGCAGAACUGCCCUUGUCUUGCAAUUGAAAGACAAAGUUGUUAACUAG
Molecule: messenger RNA, 2103 nt
Organism: Australozyma saopauloensis
Lineage: Eukaryota; Fungi; Ascomycota; Pichiomycetes; Serinales; Metschnikowiaceae
Gene: GLC3
Product: 1,4-alpha-glucan branching enzyme
Exons: 1
Coding region: 1-2103 (700 amino acids)
Biological process (GO): glycogen biosynthetic process
Cellular component (GO): cytoplasm
Molecular function (GO): cation binding; hydrolase activity, hydrolyzing O-glycosyl compounds; 1,4-alpha-glucan branching enzyme activity
Source: RefSeq, a predicted model, not a curated record